This is a messenger RNA of Thalassophryne amazonica, 1373 nucleotides long. RefSeq names its product hepatic nuclear factor 4, beta (gene hnf4b). The record is from RefSeq and is a predicted model, not a curated record. The transcript has 10 exons. Gene Ontology annotation, molecular function: nuclear receptor activity; RNA polymerase II cis-regulatory region sequence-specific DNA binding; zinc ion binding. Bases 77 to 1234 code for a protein of 385 amino acids. Gene Ontology annotation, biological process: cell differentiation; anatomical structure development; positive regulation of transcription by RNA polymerase II. Lineage: Eukaryota; Metazoa; Chordata; Actinopteri; Batrachoidiformes; Batrachoididae.
UGAAGAUUAUAGCCACGAUCCCUAAACUGGAGUAUAUAGUCAAUGUGGUACUGCAGCAGCGGAACGCUUAAACAACAUGAUGGUGUUACCAGUGCGCGCAAUUACAACAGAGUCCACAGUGUCAGCUCCCACACCAUCGGUGUCACAGCCUGAUGGCAGUAAGAGUGUGUGUUCCAUAUGUGCAGACAGAGCCACAGGGAAGCAUUAUGGUGCAUCAAGCUGUGACGGCUGCAAGGGCUUUUUCAGGAGGAGUGUCCGCAACAACCACAUGUACGACUGUCGGUUUAACAGGCAGUGUAUUGUGGACAAAGACAAACGGAACCGCUGUCGUUACUGCAGACUUCGAAAGUGUUUCCGAGCUGGAAUGAGGAAAGAAGCCAUUCAAAAUGAGAGAGACUGUAUCAGUGGACACAGACUGAAGGGGCAGACAGCAGGCUCUCUGUCAGUCAGUGUGCUGCUGAAGGCGGAGACCAGUGUGCUUCAGGUUCCAGUGCUGGUAUCACAUGUGAAUUAUGACAUCAACACCAAGAAGACAGCAUGUGUGGGACAUGUAUUCGAGUCCAUGAAACACCAACUCCUCCUGCUGGUAGAAUGGGCAAAAUGCAUCCCAGAGUUUUGUAAUCUUCCAGUCGAUGACAGGGUAUCCCUGUUAAGAAGCCAUUCUGCAGAGCAUCUUAUUCUCGGAGUGGCUAGAAGAUCUCUGCCUUACAACAAUCUCAUCCUUCUAGGUAAUGACUUUGUGAUCCCACUGCAAUGUGCAGAGGUAGAGGUGUCCAGAGUGGCCUUCCGAAUCCAAGAAGAGCUUGUCAAGCCACUUAGAGAGCUGGACAUCACAGACAAGGAGUUUGCGUGUCUCAGAGCCAUUGUCUUCUUUGCCCCAGACUGUCCAGGAUUAGGGAGUCCGCAAGUGGUGCGGCAUCUGCGUUUUCAAGCCCACAUGUUGCUUGAUGAAGCAACCUGUGAGCAACGGGGACGGUUUGGGGAGAUUCUGCUGAUUCUGCCAACCCUGCAGAGUGUAGCCUGGCAGAUGGUGGAGACCCUCCACCUGGCACAGCUGCUGGGUGAAGCCAGAAUGGACAACCUGCUGCAGGAGAUGCUGCUGGGCAAAGGAAUCAACACGGGACAUGAGUCUCGCACAGCUUCUCAUUUUCCUUCAGUCCAUGUCCUGACUCAUGAAGAGCAAAAUCUGCAAGGACCUUCAUCUGCCAAUAACACUGCUAUUAUCUCCACAUAAAAGGAGAUGUACACAUUUUCAGUGGAAGACAAUGAAUUUUCAAGUGUAAAGUUUCAACACUGAUGUCAAUCUGUCUCACACAGCUCUUGCAAGCGGCUUCCCUGCUGUCCACACAGACUGGACCUGAGGUGCACACACA